AUGGCUGCUGCCGCUUCCCCCAAGAUCGAGGCCAUCGCCGACAAGGCCCCUGCCGCCCCGGCGCUGUCUGGCGUCGGCCUGUACUCCCGCUUCGCCCUCGCCGGCGCUGUCUGCUGCUCCGUCACCCACGGUGGCCUCACCCCCGUCGAUGUCGUCAAGACGAGAAUCCAGCUCGACCCUGCCACCUACAACCGCGGUCUGAUCGGUGGCUUCCGCCAGAUCAUCCAGAACGAGGGUGCCGGUGCCCUGCUCACCGGCGCCGGCCCGACCUUUGCCGGUUACUUCCUGCAGGGUGCCCUGAAGUUCGGCGGUUACGAGUUCUUCAAGCAGCAGAGCAUCAACCUGGUCGGCCUGGAGACCGCCAGCCAGUACCGUACCGGCGUCUACCUGGCCUCUGCCGCCUGCGCCGAGUUCUUCGCCGAUAUUGCCCUCUGCCCCCUCGAGGCUACCCGUAUCCGUCUCGUCUCUGAGCCCACCUACGCCAGCGGCCUGGUCAGCGGCUUCAGCAAGAUGCUGAGCCAGGAGGGUGUUGGUGCCUUCUAUGCCGGUUUCGGCCCCAUGCUGUUCAAGCAGGUCCCCUACACCAUGACCAAGUUCGUCGUCUACGAGAAGGUUGCCGAGGCCGUCUUCCGCGUCUACCCCAAGGAGUCUCUCUCCGACGGCAUGCAGACCGUUGCUAACCUCGGCUCCGGCCUGAUUGCCGGUUUCGCCGCCGCCAUCGUCUCCCAGCCCGCCGACACCAUGCUGUCCAAGAUCAACAAGACCAAGGGUCUCCCCGGUGAGGGCACCACCUCCCGCCUGAUCAAGAUUGCCAAGGAGCUCGGUCUCCGUGGCUCUUUCGCCGGUAUCGGUGCCCGUCUCUUCAUGGUCGGUACCCUGACCGCCGGUCAGUUCGCCAUCUACGGCGACCUGAAACGCGUUCUCGGAGCUCAAGGAGGGGUAGAAAUUUCCAAAUAA
This is a messenger RNA of Thyridium curvatum, 957 nucleotides long. RefSeq lists its product as uncharacterized. NCBI's taxonomy places the organism in Eukaryota, Fungi, Ascomycota, Sordariomycetes, Thyridiales, Thyridiaceae. The record is from RefSeq and is a predicted model, not a curated record. Gene Ontology annotation, cellular component: mitochondrial inner membrane. Gene Ontology annotation, molecular function: phosphate transmembrane transporter activity. Gene Ontology annotation, biological process: mitochondrial phosphate ion transmembrane transport. The coding region runs from base 1 to 957 and encodes 318 amino acids. The transcript has 4 exons.